AGGCAGCGGGGAGCCAGCUUGUCUGUGUGACCAUGAACAACAGUGCCUGCAGCGACCAAGGCCCGGGAGAGGCGCCAGAGGAGAGGUGCUUUAUCAGCAUCUCGGAGGCGGCCGCCCUGGAGCGGGAGCUGCUGGACGAGUACCGCUUCGGGCAGCAGCAGCUGGUGGAACUAUGCGGGCACGGCAGUGCGGUGGCUGUGGCCAAGGCGUUCCCUUUGUCCUCGCUGUCGCGCAAGCAGAGGACGGUACUGGUCGUGUGCGGCCCGGAGCAGAACGGCGCUGUGGGGCUAGCGUGUGCCCGGCACCUGCGGGUGUUCGACUACCAGCCCAGCAUCUUCUGCCCGGCGCGUUCGGCCGACACUCUGCACUGCGACCUGACCACGCAGUGCGAGAAGAUGGACAUUCCUUUCCUGUCCUUUCUGCCCGCCGAGGUGCGGCUCAUCGAUGACGCCUACGGGCUGGUGGUGGACGCAGUGCUAGGCCCCGGGGUGAGGCCGGCGGAGGUGGGCGGGCCCUGCGCGCGCGCGCUGGCCACUCUGAAGCGGCUCUCCAUCCCGCUCGUGAGCCUGGACGUCCCCUCAGGUUGGGACACCGAGGCUGGCGGCGACGCAAAGGAUGACGUGCAGCCCGACGUGCUAGUGUCCUUCGCUGCGCCCAAGAGCUGCGCGAGUCGCUUCUCCGGGCGCCACCACUUUGUGGUCGGCAGGUUCGUGCCUGACGACGUGCGCCGCAAGUUUGGCCUGCGCCUGCCAAAAUAUACUGGCACCGACUGCGUGGCCGCGCUGUGA
Arvicola amphibius (Eurasian water vole) is the source of this 788-nucleotide messenger RNA. It is a transcript of the gene Yjefn3, whose product is annotated as YjeF N-terminal domain containing 3. The transcript has 6 exons. Gene Ontology annotation, cellular component: mitochondrion. The record is from RefSeq and is a predicted model, not a curated record. Lineage: Eukaryota; Metazoa; Chordata; Mammalia; Rodentia; Cricetidae. Bases 33 to 788 code for a protein of 251 amino acids. Gene Ontology annotation, molecular function: NAD(P)HX epimerase activity.